Molecule: messenger RNA, 729 nt
Organism: Thlaspi arvense
Lineage: Eukaryota; Viridiplantae; Streptophyta; Magnoliopsida; Brassicales; Brassicaceae
Source: the annotation of a GenBank genome assembly
AUGCCUUCUAUCCCAAUUCCUCGACCGAUCAUGAGCUGCAGAAACUCUUUUGAGUCUUCAAGUGGGUUUCGCCGGAAGAUCACACACGGCGGUAACGUUCAAAUUCGCCGGAAAAGCUCAGCUGACGUAAGCGACUUGAGGAGAACGAGGAGUUCUCUGCAAGAAUCAUCAUCGUCGAGGUAUCUUCUAAAGGAUCAUAAGUCUUUUAAAGAAGACGAUAAGGAUCUCUGGUUAUCAUCAUCAGAUCGUUCUAAGGAUUUGGUUAUUUUCCGUGAACGCAACGUCACUUCUUCUUCUUCUUCUUCUUCUUCUUCUUCUUCUUCUUCUUCUUCUUCUUCUUCUUCUUCUUCUUCUUCUUCUUCUUCUUCUUCUUCUUCUUCUUCUUCUUCUUCUUCUUCUUCUUCUUCUUCUUCUUCCUCUUCAUCUUCCUCUUCUUCUGUAACCAACGUUUCAUCGCCAGCUCCAUCCACUGAUGACCAGGUUGUGGUUUUGAGGGUAUCGAUCCAUUGCAAGGGAUGUGAAGGGAAGGUUAAAAAGCAUAUCUCAAAAAUGGAAGGGGUUACGUCAUACACCAUUGAUAUAGCGACAAAGAAGGUGACGGUGGUCGGAAAAGUAACACCUUUGGGAGUAGUAGAAAGCAUCUCCAAGGUCAAAUUUGCUCAGCUUUGGCCUUCCUCUUCUUCUCCUUCAUUUCCUCACAUUCCUAAUCAUUCCCUCCUCAAAUCUUAG